CUGUGAUAGUUGUUAAAGAUACGCUAUACCUGCCAUUUUCAGCUGAAAAUUAUUUCUAUGAAAAACAAAAGAAACGGCAAUACAAAGUGGUUUAAGAGUAGAAUGUAUUUAUUUGGAUUAUUUGGAGAUGGUCUGCGUCAUGAUGUAUGCAUUGUUUGAUCAUAUAACGCUAAAAGUUCUUUUUUUCCUUAUAGUCACGUAACCAAGAUAAAAAAAAAUUGUAGUUUGUUUCAUAAGUACUAAGAAUUUCUGUCUCAAUAGAAAAAAAUUGGCGACGUCUCCUGGGCGGUCACAGUCGAUGGGAUUCGAUUGUUCGAUUCCGUUCGGUUCCCGCGGGCCCAUUCAUCACGACACCCGAAAAUCGGCGAUCAGUGUUUCCGGUACAGGCACAUUGAUCGGACAUGACCAAUGACAUAAAAAUAAUGAAAAUAUAAUAAUUUUUAUGUUAUAAAGCACGGUGACCAACAGUUGCUAUAUCAUAUUAUAACUAUUUAAGGACAAAUCGUGCACAUCCUAUAUAACCGUGUCAAGUAUCGACUGCAGGCAAACGUAAUAGUCUACUUAUUGUAAUGGAUUCGUGGCUGUCGGUGGACGUGACAACGGCCAAUGUCCUGUCCAGAGACAAUCGAGGAUCCGUCCGAGGAGUCAAGACGACGAUCGAAAAAUUGCCGGAUAAAGUUUUGCUGAACAUAUUUUCAUACCUGAGCCACAAAGAAAUAUGUAGUAUGUCAAGAGUGUGUAGAAAGUGGCGCACAAUUGCAUACAACACGUCUCUGUGGUACAGUGUAUCUCUGAGACCAGAAAUAUCGGGACUCCACGUCACGUCUCUGGACUUUCUGUUGUCUCUAAUCAGUGUGCGAUUCGGCUCUUCUUUGCGCUACAUCGAGCUGCCAAUCGAGCUUAUAACGCACACAGUCUUGCACGAACUGGCCAAUAGGUGUCCAAAUCUCACACAUAUGCUACUCGACUUCUCGACCGCUAUGCAGUUACACGAUUUUAGCGAGCUCCAAGCGUUCCCCACCAAGUUGAAAUAUCUCUGCGUGUGCCUAUCGGAAGUGAUCUUCAUGGAAGGGUUCAUGAGAAAGAUUUACAACUUCAUCAACGGGCUGGAAAUAAUCCACCUGAUAGGUACGUAUGAAAAAGUCGAAGAGGAAGAGGAAGAGAUCUACGAAGUGAUAAACGUGCACAAGCUUAAAUCGGCGACGCCUAACUUAAGAGUCAUAAACUUAUAUGGGAUUAACUUCAUCGACGACAGUCACAUUGACGCGUUCAGCUCCAAUUGUAUACAACUGGAGUGUCUGGCCGUGAACUAUUGCUCCAAGGUCACGGGAUCUACACUGAAAACGUUAUUUCAGAGAAGCAAAAGGCUCAGGUGCCUUUUGAUGAAUCAAACGAAUCUCAUCAGCGAGUAUUUAAUGCAAGUAGAAUGGGAAAAAUCUUCGAUUCAAGAAUUAGACGUAUCUGGGACCGAUCUCUCUACCGAAUGCCUAAUCGAUAUGUUAGUUCGGAUACCGAAUUUGAAGUUUUUGAGCGCUGGCCAAUUAAAUGGAUUCAAUGACACUGUGUUAAGUACGUUCAUGGAACAGGGUAACGUCAGGAACCUGAUCGCGCUAAACUUAGACUAUUCGGACAAUUUGUCGGACGAGGGACUUUAUAAAUUUUUGUCCCGUUAUGGACAUCAACUACAGGGCCUUUCUUUGGCCGGCAUGCCACAUAUUACCGAUCAACUGUGGAACACGGUCCUACCAGUUCUCAACAAUGUCAUAAUUAUGGUUAUGGGAACUCAAGAGAGAUUAUCUGGUAACGUACUAGUAGAUCAACUUAUGGAUGGUAUAGCUACAAAUUGCCCAAAAUUAGAAAGACUCGAAUUGAAAUGGGAUCCAGAUAAUUUAAGAUUUUCGGAUAAAAGCCAAAAAGCGAUUGAUAUUUUUCGAGUAAAAUGUUUGAAACUCAAAUGCUUGGUUUUAAGUGAUGGAAGGUAUUACGAAAUAGUGAAAGCAAACUUCGAACGAGCAGAUAGACUAACGGUGGUUAGAACCACUACAUGUUGUAGUGUCUCCAAUUAUUACCUACUACAAAAUUACAGAGAUUUAAUAUUUAAUUAAAUCCAGAUCAUUUAUAAUUUAUAAAAUUAAU
Molecule: messenger RNA, 2136 nt
Organism: Diuraphis noxia (Russian wheat aphid)
Lineage: Eukaryota; Metazoa; Arthropoda; Insecta; Hemiptera; Aphididae
Gene: FipoQ
Product: F-box/LRR-repeat protein FipoQ
Biological process (GO): positive regulation of protein ubiquitination
Molecular function (GO): protein binding
Source: RefSeq, a predicted model, not a curated record